CCAUGGUGAAGGAGGAGUGCAAAGCGCUGCUGGACGCGCUCAACAGGGUGACCGCCUGCUACCGGCACAUGGUGCUGACCAUCGGCGGCACCUCGGACUCCCAGAACCUGCGGGAGGAGCUCAAGAAAACCCGGCAGAAAGCCCAGGAGCUGGCAGUGGCCAACAGGAACAAGCUGACCACGGUGCUGAAGGACAAAACCGUGAGUAAGGAGGACAAAGCCGAGUUCGAGAGGCUCUGGGUGAUUUUCUCCACGUGCCUAGAGAUCCUGGAGAUCGAUAUGAGGAGAGCCCUGGAGCUGGGCCACGAGUUCCCGCUAAAUGUCCCCAAAAAGCACCUGAUCCAGACUGGCAUGAGUGGGGGAACCUCUGGCGUGGCUGCCAGGGCGAUGAGCGUCCAGAACAUGAAGUACGAGGCUGAGCACAAUAUAGACGUGGUGGAUUUGAAAGAUCUAGAGAACGAAAUCAACCAGGUAGGAGAGAUGAUGUACGAGAUGGAAAUGAAGGUCAAUGUCCCACAGUGGACAGUAGAGGCUAAGCAAGACCCUGGGGCAGAACUCAAAUCCACCAUGAGCGUGGGUGCUUCUUCUAUUGGCAUGAUCUCUGUGGAGGAGAAUAAAUCCUUCUGCGAUAUCAGCAAAGUCUUAGCUGGGAUUAUUUUCUCUGCUGUGCUCAUUAUUGCUAUUGUCCUGGCAGUGUGUGUGGUAAAACUCUCCUAGGCCAGUGUGGGCUCUGACAAGAGCCGUCCUUCUCAAGUCUGUCUCGAGUGUUUCAUGCCUCACAAUUAAUUUUGAAACAGGUCACUUGGAUGAGCUGAGAAUUCAAACCUAGCACUUGAAAACAAAACAAAACAAAACUUUUGCCUCUCAAAAUCCUAAAUGCACAGUUUGUUUCUUCUUGUUCUUUAAAGAAAAAAGAUGCAAAUCAGACCGCAAAACAGAAUGCGUUCGCUUGCUGGACUUGUAAUGGUUAACUACAAAGUAUCAGGGUAUUAUCACUACUGGCUAUAACAGGGAUUUGUCUGCUAUUAAUAGAUCACUCUUCUCAGAAGCCUGUAUUUUUUGUUCUUAAAUAAGCUCUGAUGUUUGCUGCUAGUCAUUGUUUACAGUAUUUGAGUAGCACGAAUUUCGAGGCUAACACAGGUGUUUUGCCCGACAAAGUGAAUGCAAUGUUUGGAAAUUUUUUCAUCAAAUACACAAGAUACUGCAGAGGCAGGGAAGGAUGAAAACCCCAAUAAACGAAUGUAAGUGAAUGGUUGGGGCCGAGGGAGGUGUGGAGGAGGAUGGAGAAAACAGAACAAGCAAUGUUUGAUACCAAAUAUUGUUUGCAGAUUUAGACUGGAUUGUACAGAACCCAGUUGCAUGGGUUGGCACAGCAUACGCUAAUGACUAAUGGCUUUCCAGAUCCAGAGAGAAAAAGGGGGGAGUUGUUUAUUCAGAAAAAGACUAACAAGCCUCAUGUUUCUCUUGCACAUUUACCACGACUUUUAUCUUCCCCUGCAGAAAGGCUAAUGCUUACCACUGAUUCAAAUUAUUCUUUCUGUAGAAGCAAACAGUUUGAACUUCACAAUUAACUAUGAAACUAGAAGCAAUGAAUCUACCCAUAGCAGAAGCAGACCUUCCAAAACAUCCGAAAACAUCUCUCUCGUGUUGACAGGCAGGGUUUUACAUAUGUACAGUCACAUUUCUGCAAGCAGCCGAAUUAUUUGCAGAAAACCAGAAAAAAAUAAACAAAUAUACCUUAGUUUUGUCCGAUUAAUCAUUUGGGGAAGAGGAAGCCUGUAGGACUGGACUCAUAACUGGUCCAAUUAAUCUGACACACUGCAGUUUUGGGAGGUAAAUGCAAGAAUGGCAUAAAACUUUGACAAUUUUUUGGGGAAGCAUUAGAAAUGAUUAAAUGUAGAAGUGUGGGAACUGACACUAACUUUGCAGAUAUGCUUUAUGAUGUCUUGUUUAAGGACCUAUGCAUUAUGUUUUCUGUUACGUAAUUUAUGAAAAUUUGUUCUGUUUAAGUGAACACACACUACCCAUUCAAGAAUGGGUAUGUAUAUUCCAUACAUAUUUUAUAGUGCCAUAGACAUACGAGUCACUUUACAGACAAAUAUGAAGACCAUGUAAUACAGUUUUUUUUAAUAAAUAGUUAUUCCAUGGCAUUGAUUAUUAUGGACACAUUAUUAAAAAGACAGAUGUAACAGUCAGAUGUAUCUGGUGAAGUUACUGGUUCAUGCUUGUUAAACAAAAUUAUGUUGACAGCAUUCCUGAAGAGCUAAAUUUUUUGAGUUGAGAACUAAGCAUAAUUUGAAAAACUGUAGGAAACCCCUUUUUUAAGAGAACUGAAUUUGAGGGAGAAAGGUGUAUGUCAGAUUUGAAUCGGGUCACUUGUAGUGGGAAAAAAUAACGCAAAGCAGAGGCCGGAAUGUAAGUUUAUAGAAUACUAUUAGUAGGAAGGAUAACGUGAGUUCUGCACAUCGGUCCAGUCCAGGCUCCAUUCUUAGGAGGAUUCAGAGUGUAGUAAGACUCCACACUCGUUUCUCUUCAAUUACAAUCAUUCCAUAGGAUGUGUUUAGUAUGUAGUGAAAUCUAGAUUCCUAGAGGUCCCAAACAGCACUCUAACAUAAAGUCAAGUCUGUAUUUAUUGGUGCUACUGUUUCAGUCUGUCCAAGCAUAGACAUGGUGAAAUUGCUAUGUACUGAUUUUUAAGUGUGAAGAUCUCCUUCAUAAUCAUAUUGAGUAAAAAUAUUUAUGGAAAAUACAGCAAAAGCUGUGGGAAAAGGUACAGAUUUGGAUUGCCACCACCAGUCAGUACAAGGAUUUGUGGGUAUUUUCACUGCUUGCACUCUCCUGUUACUUAGUUCUCAUGAAGGUAGGUAAGAAGUUGAACUCCAUUCUGUGCUUCUUCAACAAUCCAUAUUCCUUCAGAGACUGGACAAUUUAGCCAAACGUUCUGAAAGUGCAAGUAAUGAAAGUCUGGGUUUCAGUGGAUAAGUAAAAGGUAACACUUACAGCACUCAUCAUUUUGUAUCUUGAGAUCCUCAAGUGCAUAUUCUGUUUAUCCAGGGUUAGCUGUAUAGAAGAAUUUUUAAGAACAGGUAAUCUCAUCUUCAAAAGUAAGCUUCAGUGAGUUGAUGAGUUGUAAAUUUUCAGUCUAUGCAUUGUUUGGAUUUUGAAUAAUAUAAAACCCCAGGACUUCGUGUAAGUAGCCUAUAAUUAUGUAAGUCUCACUUCAUUCUGAGUAUUAUCUUAUAUCUAGGUUAUGUGAAAUUAAAAGAUUAAGUAAAAUUCUAACAGAGGAUUGGCACCAUCUAAAUGGAUAAUGUUCCUGCCAGUAAUCUCCUAAAAAACCACUUGAUACAAGUGUACACUCAAUGUGACAGAGCUCAGGCACACAGUAUACAAAUUCAAAAUAACAUGAAAUCACCAUUGCCCAGAAGCACUUUCCCCUGAAUUGAUUUUAUUUUAUUGUACUACAGUGACAACUUCCUUCUAAAGUACAGGGGGUUUUUUCUGAAAUAAAUAAUUGCUAACUACAAUUAAUGGCUGCAUGGCAAGGCAUUCUUUCCACCAAAUCGUGUUUGUCUGUGCUUGAAGUGGGAGCAGAAACUGUCCUUAACUCUUCUUCAGUUAUUAUUGUUACACAGCUUUGAAUCAUCUCAGAAUAUUCUACUGUAAAGAAUACCAAGAGAAUGAUGCAUCCUCCAAAUUGAAAAGGAUUAAAUGUCUUUACCAAUUUAAGCAUGAAAACAUUUGAAGUAGCAGUGAAACCUUAUUAUAUGUAGAAUACACUGAUGCUUCUUUUAAAUUAAGAAAUAAAUAAAUAUGCCAAGAUUUUUUCCUCAUUGGAAUGCAACCAGAAAGAGAUUGGAAGUACUGUUUUUGUAAGUGAAAAAUGUAAAGUCAAACAUCAAAAUACUUUGUAUUUAAAUAGUAUGAUAAAAAUACAAAUACUCUGACGCUGAUCAGUGAGUGAGAAUGUUACUGUGUUUUCAGUACAACAGAAGAUUCUCAUUGCUUAAUUUCAAUCUUGUUCUGUUUCAAUUAUUUUGUCUUUAUUCAUAAGAUACAUACAUUUUAGUUUUAAGUUUGUUAUAUUCUAAAAUCUUAUCACUGACUUAAAUUACAUUGUCUUUUGUGUGCACAAGGGUGGCAUUUUCUACACUUAGAAUAAAACUUGUUACUGUCACUGUUUAUUUACCUUAAAAUAAAGUAUGUUAGUAUGUUCAUGUAACUUAUUGGAUGGAUUGCAGCAGUAAUUAAAACCACACAAAAACUGUAAUAUUAAUACAGCUUGUCAAUGAGUUCCUUUAAACAAGAAGUCCCUCUUUCAAAAAAAGUCAUUGAACUGAUAUGCUAAGCCCCCAAAUUAAAAUUUUCUUUAAAUAAACGUGCCCCCCUCAAACUACCUAACUUGAUUAUGUUAAUUUAUACUGCAAGCAAAUCAGUAAUCUUGACAAAUCAAAAAAUCUUUGCCUUAGGAAACAGCUACCAAUAGGAUGCAGGUAUGAUGUUGCCUUCAGCACUGCUUGUUCAGUAUUGUUGCCUCGGUGAAAGUGGGCCUCUGGUUUGGGGAAACUGAAAGCUAGAGCAGACUAACAUAUUGUAUUCUUACUGUGUCCAAACUCUGCACUCGAAAUUUCAUCCAGCAAAGCUUGCAUUCACUGCAACUAAAGAUGUACACAACGUAAGGACUGUGAAAUUUGGUCCUGUGGUAUUGAUAGCAACAACUGUCAGUAGUUUUAUCAGACUAUCAAAACUGUGUCUAUUAAAUGCAACAAUCUAUAAUUUUAUUCUGGGACUCCUAGUCUAUAAGCAUAAAUUUGCAGACUGAUUUUUAAUUUCCUCACAAAAUGAAUGCAGAACUAUAACUAAAAUGACUCUCCUCGUGUUGUAAAUUGAAUGUAACAUGAAACUCAUAGCAUUAUGAAUAUGAAAUAAAAUUAAAGUUUCAAAAUUC
Molecule: messenger RNA, 4947 nt
Organism: Struthio camelus australis
Lineage: Eukaryota; Metazoa; Chordata; Aves; Struthioniformes; Struthionidae
Gene: RGS9BP
Product: regulator of G protein signaling 9 binding protein
Biological process (GO): detection of light stimulus involved in visual perception; G protein-coupled receptor signaling pathway
Cellular component (GO): neuron projection
Source: RefSeq, a predicted model, not a curated record